GACGCAUUAUCAGCCAAUCAGUGCAGACUCAGUUUCUGAUAGACAGCUUGACUAGCGAAUCAGUAGUGCUCGUUUUAAGGGCGUGUCUUAGUGUUCAGGAAAUGGUUUCCAAGUGUUCUGCAUGAUAAGAGAGGAGGAUGGAUGCCACUCAGCAGAUCGACGAUCCCUUCUCUGAAGAAGAAGAACAGGAAGAGGAGGAGAAAGGAGGACCAGAAAGAGAACAGUUAGCAACACUAAAGGUGUUCAAAAAUGACCACAUACCAGAGACAGAAUUCCCUCUCUACAUCGGAGAGAAUGUCAUUGGUCGUGAUCCUGCUGCCUGUUCUGUUCUGUUUCCGGCCCGAUCUGUAUCCAGUCGGCAUGCUGUCAUCUCCAUCUCAGUGUUCCGCUCCAGCAACGAUCGUUUCGGUAACGGUGAUGAUGUGGAAGCACUUUUAUGGGACAUGGGGAGUUUGAAUGGAACCAGAAAAGGCAGAUUCAAGCUGACGCCUAAGGUCCGAUACGCAUUGACCGAGGGAGAGAGUGUGGUGCUCGCUGAUGUGCCAUGUCAGUACACUGGCCUGAAGAUCUCAAAGAAAGAUACAUGCAUAACUCCAGAGAAAGGAGGUGUGUCCAAAAAGGAGAAAAAAUUAAGUCCAGCGUUAUCAAGCAGUGACUCGGAGUCAGAGUUGAGUAAAGGGGUGCGGAAUAGGUUGAAUGUGAAAGAGAGGAGCGUUUUGCCUCCUGUGCCUUUAUGGAGCCCUGAGGAUGAACAACCCAAAAUGAGUUCACCACAGUCAGCUCACAAACAGCCGGAGAUCACCCUGGUGCCUGAAUCAGACUCAGAUGGAGAGAGUGCCCCAGAUGAGCGGAAAGAUUUUGUUUCCGACUCAGCGUCUUCCUCUCAUCUGUGUAGCUCCACAAAUUCAUCAUUCCUGACCCCUGCAAAAAAAGUCAUUCCAGAGAGUGAGGAUGAAAGUUCCAUCACUCCAUCUUCAGCCUCCAUAGACCGGUUCAGACUGAGGCAAACCCCUGAUGAGCCUUGUUCAAAGUCAUCUAAGCCUGGUCCUCUAGUCCUAAAUCUGGACAGUGAUGUUGAUUUUGAAGAAAAGGACAUGGAAAAAAGCAAGUCUGAAGCAGAGGCUCAGCCUGAAUUAGCUGCAAAGGUGGAACCAGUAUCUUCAGCUGAAUUUCAUAUGGACAGUGAUACUGAUGUUGAGGAAGAGGAACCGGAGACAAGUAAGGCUGAACCACAGGCUCAAGAAGCAGUAAGUCUAGAACAAUCUAUAUCUUCAGUUGGACUUCAUAUGGAGACUGAUACCGAUGUUGAAGAAGAGGAAGAGAAAAAUCAAACCGAAACAGAGGCUCAGAUUGAACAAGCUCCAAAGGUGGGUCCAGCAUCUUCAGCUGAUCUUCAUAUGGACAGUGAUACUGAUGUUGAGGAAGAGGAACCAGAAGCAAGUAAGGCUGAACCACAGGCUCAAGAAGCAGAAACUCUUGAUAAAUCUGUCUCUUCUGUUGGACUUCCUAUGGACAGUGAUACUGAUGUUGAAGAAGAUGAGGAAGAGAAAAGCAAGACUGAACCAAAGGUUUACACUGAAGAAGCUCCAAAGGUGAAAUCAGAUCUUCAUAUGGACAGUGAUACUGAUGUUGAGGAGAGUGAGGCUUCUAUAACUGAAAAUGUCUCCAAAAAGGAAGCAGUCACAGAAAGUCCUCCAUUAGCAGCACCACCACAUACAGAAUUCCACAUGGACAGUGACACUGAUGUUGAAGAUGAUAAUCCCAUGAAGGUUCCUAUUGCAAAAGAGGUCUCACAUCCCAUUGGAGAGGGAAGUGAUGUCAGGCCUACAUCAGCUCCAGGGACAGAGCUCCACAUGGACAGUGACACAGAUGUAGAUGAAGAGAAUGAGGACAAGGAAAAGGAAAAGGUAAAGGCCAGAGGUCUUCUGUCAACCAGUGAAACAGAUGAUGAGGAUCCUUUUAAACAUUUACCAGGCAAAUCUGUGAAGGCCGCACAGAGUCACAAGGUUUCUGUAGAUAGCAAAACAGAGCAAUCAGAAGAGAGCACCCGUAAAAAGCAAGACCAUCAUUCUCAAGCAAAGACUAAUCUUGAAGAACCAACCCAAGCUUUUGGCCACUUAGAAGAAGAGUGGGACUUACUGCCCACACAAGCAUACGGAACUGCUGGAACCAGUGCUAGGCUCAAGCCAAAGCAGUUUGAUCUUGAGGCUACACAGGCUUAUGGAACAGAGACAGACAUGGAGGAAGAGCAGGAGCCUCUGAACCAUACCCAACCCUACUCCAACCUCUCAACUGCUGAAACUCAGCUCAUCCCAGUAGCAAAGCCUGAUGAUGACAAGGAGGAGGAAGAUAAAGAGAUACAAAAUGACUCUCACCUUUCCACAGCAGACACUCUGAUCAUAGCCAGCACCCCAAAACGGGAGGAGCAGACGCAGCCAUUUUCUCUCUUCACAGCCCAAACACAACUUGGCUGGGGGGGAGAAGACAAAGAGUUUUAUCAGAAUGAGCCCACCCAGCUCAUGACUGACACCAUUGAAGAAACGGAAGAGGGUGAGGAGGAGAACAUGAAACGAGGUAGGAGAUCCCGUGGUGGAGGGACAGUACACAAAGGUAAAAACACCAGCUCCUGUUUUGUAAUUGCUGAAACUCAGCCCAUGUGUGAGGAAGAAGAGGCAACAGAUGCAGAUCUGAGUGGGGAUGGAUUUCAGAAACCAAGUACAAGACAACAGGCUGAUAAAUAUGAUUCUGCACAUCUUGUUGAAAACAACUUCAGCUCCUAUCUCACUAUAGCUGAAACGCAACCAAUGUGUGAUAAUGAAGACGCACCAGAUCAGGACUAUGUGGUCAGCAGUAGUCAUAGAGAAAAACCUUCCAGUGCCCAUAUUACCAUCGCAGAAACACAGCCAAUGUUUGAGGAAGAGGAAGCACCAGAGGAUAAUCUGAACAAUGAGGUCAGCAGAAGACAAACCGAAAGUGAGCCUGUGCAUCAGAUUGAAAAAGCCUCUAAUCAUGCCAUCCCUGAAACACAGUCUGUUGGUGAAGACGAUGAGGGACAAGAGAAAGCGCUCAGCAGCAAGAUGUCCAACAGAAGAUCACGCAGGUGUGGACCAAAAAAAGAGAAGGAAGUCCCACGACCUGCCGAGGCUGUUGUUGAUCACACUAUAACAGAAACACAACCAAUGUGUGAGGAAGAACAAACUGAGGAUCUAAAAAGUGAAGUCAGCUCUGGGAGACAGAGUAAAAGACAACAAGCACAUGAAUUAAAAUCUCCAGAACUUGCUGAAACAGACCUGAAAGCAUGUGUCACUAUUGCUGAAACGCAACCUAUGUGUGAAGAAGAGGCACAAUGUGAAGAUCUGAUUAAUGCGCUUAGCCCCAGACAGAUAGAUGAAGACAGAUCCACAGAACUCCCAAUACCCUCAAGCUCCCAUGUCAGCAUAGAUGAAACACAGCCUAUGUAUGAGGACGAUGAAGGACAGGAAAAAGACCUCAGCAGCAAGAUGGCAAGCAGAAGUUCACGCAGGGGAAGACCAAAGAAAGACGACGAGGUAACACAAACUGCUGAGGCUGCUGUUCAUCAGACUAUCACAGAAACCCAGCCAGUUCCUGAAGAAGUGAUCGAAAGGGAUGAAGAUCUGAACAGCGGAGUGAAAUCCAGGAGAUCCCGCAGAGGAAGGCAGGUAAAAGAGGACAACGUUCCACAACCUGCUGAAGCUGCCGUCAGCUCCGUUUCCAUUAACACAGAAACGCAGCCUGUUCAUGAGGAUAGAACUGAAAGGGAUGAAGAUCUGAGUGGCAUCAGAUCCAAAAGACCCCGCAGAGGAACACAAAAAGAUCAAGGUGAACCUGCACAGUCUGCUGAACCAAACUCUAAUCUCAGUGUUGCUGAAACACAGCCCAUGGACGAGGAAAACGCCCAAGAAGAACCUAGUGCCAGAAGUAGCAGAAGACAGAAGAAAGAUAAGACAGAGGUGGAGAAGGAGAACACCCAAGAAGAACCUAGUGCCAGAAGUAGCAGAAGACAGAAGAAAGAUAAGACAGAGGUGGAGAAGGAGAACACCCAAGAAGAACCUAGUGCCAGAAGUAGCAGAAGACAGAAGAAAGAUAAGACAGAGGUGGAGAGUGAGACAACUGUAUCUAGCAAAGUCCAAGGUAAAACUAGAAAAGGGCAGGAAGGAAAAAGAAAGCGGGGGAAAGCAUUGUCUGAGGACGAGGAAGAGAGUGAUGAAGAAAAAACCACAAGGAGAGGAACCAGACGGACAGGUAUGAAACUGAAGUGUAGUGAAAAGGAAGAAGAGGAAAAAUUGGAGGAGAAGAAUACCCAAGAAGAGAAGGAGAGGAUGGAGAAAGAGCUCCAAGAACGAGAGAAGACAGAGAGGUUAGAGAUGGAAGAAAAGGAGAGACUGGAGUAUGAGAGAAAGAAACAAGAAGAACAUGAACAGAGAAAGAGGGCAGAAACCGAAAUGAGACAAAAACUAGAAAGAGAGCAGAAGGAAUUAGAGGAAAAAGAACAACUGAAAAGGGAAGAGGAAAAAAUGAGAAAAGAAAAGGAGAGAAUUCAGCAGGAAAAAGAUCGUUUAGAAAAAGAAGAGAAGGAGAGGUUGGAAAGGGAGAGGAGAGAACUAGAAGAACAAAGACUAAAAGAAGAAGAGGAAAGACUUCAGAGGGAAAAAGAGGAAAAAGAACAUUUAGAAAAAGAAGAGAAGGAAAGGUUGGAGAGGAGAGAACUAGAAGAAAAAAGACAAAAGGAAGAAGAGGAAAGUAUUCAAAAGGAGAAAGCACAAAAAGAGAAGGAAAGAUUAGAGGCGGAAAGAGAACAAGUAGAAAAGGAAAGACAAGAAAAUGAGGAACUUCAGAUGAGAGCAAGAGAACAAAAAAAGACAAAGGAGAGAAACCAUCAGAAACAGAAGAAUGAGGAGGACAAGACAGAACUAGAAGCUCCUCUAGUUCCUCCAGCCAGACGAACACGCCGCUGCUCAAGCUCCUCUAAGAACUCUGAUCAGUCUGUAUCCUCACAACAGGAGGUGUCCAGCCAGAGGGGACGAGGACGAGGGCGAGGCAGGGGCAGGGGCCGAGGGAAACCGACAGCUGAUGAGCAACCCAUCAGUGCUAGACAGUCUAGCAGGAGAGGAGCAGUUGGUGCAGUUGAAGACACAGAGCAGGACUCCAAUUCAACAACCCGAUCCCGAUCCCGCUCCAGUUCUAGAAGUUCUGAAAGAUCUGCUCAUAGUAUCGGACCUUCGAACCAAGGGACAAGAGGAAGAGGCAGAGGCAGGAAGAGUAUGAAACUACCAGAACCAGAAGUUGUUUCCCAAGCUAAGACUUCUGGAAAAGGCAGGGGAAGAGGAGGAAGGCGUUCUGGUGCGGAGAAUGUAAAUGUCAGGAUGGACAAUGAGUGUGAACAAGAUGCUGAGGUGGUGGAAGACAACACUGCUGUACCCCAAACCAACAGCAGAGGUCGUAAGAGAGCAGCCAACACUAGCACAUCCCCUGAAGAGGCUCCUUCACCCACACCCAAGACUCCAAGGCGAUCUGUGGCUAGUCAGGCGCACAAGGUGUUAUUCACUGGGCUGACAGAUGAGGACGGAGAAAGGGUCGUCUCCCGGUUAGGUGGAAGUCUGGCGAAAGGAGUGAACGAUAUGACUCACCUGGUGACUGAUAAAGCAAGACGCACUGUUAAGUUUUUGUGCGCUGUUGCCAGAGGGCUGCCAAUUGUGACUCCUGAUUGGCUAAAGAAGUGUGGAAAAGCUGGUCAUUUCCUUUCUACUGAUGAAUAUAUUUUGAAAGACACCGAGCAGGAAAAAAAGUUUAGUUUCAGCCUACAGACGUCACUGCAGACUGCUCAAACUCAACCCCUUUUAAAGGGUUAUGAGAUUCACGUAACCCCUUCUGUGAUGCCGGAACCAUCUCAAAUGAAAGAAAUCAUCACCUGCUGCAGAGCACGCUUCCUCCCCAAAAUGCCCUCUGCUCACAAGGAGCGCACUGUGGUGGUGUCAUGUGAGCAGGACAGGGCACUUUGUGUUAAAGCAGUGAGUAUGUCAUUGCCCGUGGUCAGCACAGAGUUCCUAUUGACUGGCAUUCUGCAGCAGAGAGUUGACCUGCAGGCCUAUUCUCUCACUUCCUCUCUCAACACGUCCAAUCAGCCUACGGCCCCCAAAGCUGCUGCUAGGGGCCGAAGGAAGUAGUGACAAUGACAUAGGAAAGGACUUCUUGUGUAAUGCAUUUGUUCCAGUCUGUGAUUGAAUCGGAUACAUGGACAAUUAAGUACAGAUUGCUUAAGAUUAUAUGUGACACAUAAUAUCUCAGUUUUAUGAAGACAGUAAUGGGUUAGAUGAGAUGCUGCUACACUUGUAACCACACACCCACUGAUUUCUGUGAAUGUGAGAGCUGGAGAGGGUGUGAGGUGGAUGCCAAUGAAUGAUGAGUGUUAGUGUUGGGAGAAUGAGCUCCUUUCAUUUUUUAAUGUAUUACUUCAAUAAACGCUUUCAGAGCCAAAAUAAAGGAAAAUUGUGAGUUUUUGCCCC
Onychostoma macrolepis is the source of this 6524-nucleotide messenger RNA. RefSeq names its product mediator of DNA damage checkpoint 1 (gene mdc1). NCBI's taxonomy places the organism in Eukaryota, Metazoa, Chordata, Actinopteri, Cypriniformes, Cyprinidae. Gene Ontology annotation, cellular component: nucleus. The transcript has 10 exons. Gene Ontology annotation, biological process: positive regulation of transcription initiation by RNA polymerase II. The record is from RefSeq and is a predicted model, not a curated record. The coding region runs from base 138 to 6185 and encodes 2015 amino acids. Gene Ontology annotation, molecular function: protein binding.